AAAAUAAAUAAAAUAAAACAAAAUAAUGGAUAUGAACUUGAACCAAAAAGAAAUUCUGAAUUAAAAAAUUCAAUUACAGAAAUUGAGAACUCAAGGGAUAUGUUUAAAAGUACAUUAUCACUGAAGAAAGAAUUCGUGAUCUGGAAAAUAGGUGGUAAAAUAUGCAAAUGAGAAACAAAAAUGAAAAAGAGCAGAUAAGAGAUACAGAGGAUAUGGUGUGUAAGUGUAACAGGUUACUGAAGCCCCACAGCAAAGAAGGGCAGACAAGGUAUCUGUUCCCUUGUUCCCCUAUUCCUGCCUUCUUUUUAUUAAGAUAUUUUAAAAUUCAAUUUAUCUAUUAUUGCAAAGAUAGUACAGAGACAUCCCAUAUACCUUCACACUCACUUCUCUUUAUUAACAUCUUUCCUUGAUAUGACAUAUUUGUCAAAAUUAGUUGACCAAAAUUGAUACUUCAUUAUCUAAAGCCCAUGCAUUAUUCAGAUGUUAAUACAUUUUUUAAAAGAAGAUAAAUAAAUGAUAGAGAAAUGUUUAUUAUUGAUGAAGUCGCUAAUUUUCUUAGGUAUAUAUCACUCUCCCCUCCCCACCCCACAGUGUUAGCAAAUAUUGGUGUUCAUCUGUUCAUUAAAAAUGGGGAAAUUGAGUACUUAGAUUAAAAAGUGUGUUGCUAGAUCCUUUUAGGGAAUGAACAAAUUGAGUAUGUUCUGUAAAUAAACCUUAUGGGCUUUUUACAUAGAAGACAAUUUUACAGUCUUUUUUUUGGGGGAGGGCCACUCAUUAUUUUAUCUGCUUCAUUAGAAACUGCUAAUGUUUACUUUGUUCAUUUCACUCAUUGGGUUCUUUUUAACCAGUAUAGGCUAGCUUCACUGUCCAGUAUGGAACCACUAAUCCCAUGUGACAAUUUAAAUGUAAAUUAAUUAAAAUUCAAUGAAAUGAAAAUUUUACUUCCUCAGUUCCUAUCAGCCAUCUAUCAAGUGAGCAAGUAUAUGUAAACCUACUCCCAGAGGUUGAGAGAGCUGAGCUGACAAAUGCAGUUUCCCAGAAGGAAACAUUUGGUAGGGACAAAGGGACUGAAGAUGGUGGAUCCCCAUACCUGCCCUGCGGGAAUUAUUCUUUCUAUAGCAAGCUUUUUUUUUUUUUUUGGUAAAACAUGUGCAGCUGGUCAUGUCUGAGACCCUCUUGCAAAACUCUGACCAGUGGGAAAAUUAGAUCAGGAUCUUUACGAGAGGGUUUCUAUGCUACAGAUAUUGUUUCUUUAUGAGGGGUUAUCUAUGUUAUAGGCAUUGUUUCUUGACCUUGCUGGGGGAAUGCCUUGGUAUGCAAGAGUCAAACACUGGUUAUUAUUAUGUUUCACUUCAAGAUGGCAUUACUCUUGUCAUGCAACAGGCUGCUUUCCUACACAUAGCCAUGUAUGGCUAAUGGCUUCCAUAUUGGAUGGUAGAUACAGAACAUAACUUGAAGUCGUCUCUUCCAGUCAUUGGCCGUCGUAACAUUCUUCAAAAUCUGGCUCAAUUGCACCACCUUUGUGGUCUGAAUCAUCUGACAGAAACAUCUUCAACUUCUCCUUUCUCUCUUGCAGUAUUUCUGUCCUCACUCACCCUCCACUUUCCUCCUAUUCAGGAACAAAUCACUUCCUUCUUUUCUGAAACAAACAACUUCACCAGCCUAUCUGGUCUCAUUCCCUCCCCAUCAGCGGUAUCUCUUUUCUUCCAUCUUCAAUUUCUAGUGCCUACUAAACUUUACCUUUUCUUUUCUAGAAAUUAGCUCUCCACUACCCUUGAAAAAAAGAAUACUUUAAAUUCGGUUGCUUAGUUCAACCAAUAUCCUUUUUCCUUUCUUGCAGUAUCACAAUUCUCAAAAGAGAUUAUUGUCUAUUUUCAGUCUUACCAACUCUUCUGAACCACUGGAAAGGAGAGUCCACAGGUAACAUCUCUCUCUCUUGCCCUCCUCUGUCAUUCCCCCUAAUUCCACCAUCAGCUUAGUUCUCACCCUCUUUCGGCUCUCUGCAGCAUCUGCUAGUCACCUGUUCCCUCUCCUGAAACACUGCUGCUUUUAUGAUGUUUGAACCAUCUGGGCCCUCUGUAAGUAGCUCCUCUUCUCGAACUCCUUUUCCUUCCCCAUUCCAAAACGUUACUAUUUCACAAUCCCGUUUAUUUUCCAAAAGACCUCCCUUGGAGGCGAUGUCAUGCCUUGCCCUAUUUUCAAUCAUAUUUUCACAGAUUAUUACAUUUUGCUCAAUUCAUGUGUCACCUGUAUUCUUUCAUCUCUUUUGCCCAUUAAUCCACUCUACACGGUACAGACACCGCCCUGAACACCGUUCUAGCCAUGUUAUAUGUGAAUAGCCUGCACUGAUGAUUCAAUGCAUUGCUAACACGUGAGCCUGGUAUUUGACACUCUCCACAACCUAACUCACUCUAACCAGCCCCUUGGCCUAGUUUCUGGCCAGCCAAGAUGUUGGGCCAAUUCCGAGCUUGCCCUGAACCCCGCCCCGCUGUGCCUCGGCUCCUGCCGCUUCCUACGCGGGAAAGCCGUGGCGCUCCUCCUCCUGUAUCAGCAUCCAGCACGCGGCCAUGCGCAGCUCGAGGGCAGAGUCCACGACGAAAUUCCUACAAGCUUCUCCUGUCCCGCACCCCACCCGGACCCCUCCGCAGCACCUGGCGUCCUCGGCAUUCCUGGGCAGGACCCGUCCCCGCCCCAGCCCUCCCGCAGCUCCUAGGACUCUCGUCUUCGCAGUCAGCAUGUCUGCGCAGCGCGUCAACCGUUCGGAUUCUGCGAUGCCCCCGCCAGGUCUGAGCCGGACCCGCGCCCCUACCCGCGAGACCCGAUCCGCGCCCGCCACAGAGCUGCGGUCCUCCGGGCUCCUAGAGGGGCGUCCCCCGCCCCUACUUCCGGCGCGCGUGCGGCAGGGCAUUGCUCUCCCUCCCGGGGGUGGGUGCCUCCUUGCAGCCGGUAGAGCUAAGGGUGAGUGGGGCGGUUUAGCAGGGCGGUCCUGGCUGCUUCCCAAAACCGCCCCUAUCCCGCAUCAGGCCUCCGCGCCGCCUAUCUUCGACCCCUCGGCCACAGGCCGGGCCUCGGCUGUGCCUGGGGUCCUGCCCGCCGCUCCGUAGGUCAAUCCCGCCAUCCGUUUCCACUUGCCCGCUCAGCCACCCGCCUUUUCGGUCAGCUGACGCCUCAGGCGCUUACCCAGCGUGUCCUGUGUCGGGUUGCAGCCUCAGGAGUCUGACACGCGCCAGUGUGCUCCUUCCUGCCACUUCUCACGCAGCGCUUUUGAGACGGGCCUCGGCCUGCCUCUUGACUCCCCGAGUCUGGGUUAGAUCCUUUCUCAGCCACUCUCGGAACACCUUCUGCAUUCCCCUUUGUAAUUUUUGUCACAAUUAAAUUAGGUAAUGCUUUCUGUUUAA
This is a messenger RNA of Macaca mulatta (Rhesus monkey), 3398 nucleotides long. RefSeq lists its product as uncharacterized. The record is from RefSeq and is a predicted model, not a curated record. NCBI's taxonomy places the organism in Eukaryota, Metazoa, Chordata, Mammalia, Primates, Cercopithecidae.